Molecule: messenger RNA, 998 nt
Organism: Suricata suricatta (meerkat)
Lineage: Eukaryota; Metazoa; Chordata; Mammalia; Carnivora; Herpestidae
Gene: OTOR
Product: otoraplin
Exons: 4
Coding region: 1-390 (129 amino acids)
Biological process (GO): cartilage condensation
Molecular function (GO): protein binding
Source: RefSeq, a predicted model, not a curated record
AUGGCAAGACUAUUAUUACUUUCUCUCCCAGGUCUUGUGGCCAUAUGUGCUGUGCACGGAAUAUUUAUGGACAGACUUGCUUCCAAGAAGCUCUGUGCGGAUGACGAGUGUGUGUAUACUAUUUCUCUGGCCAGAGCUCAAGAAGAUUUCAAUGCCCCGGACUGUAGGUUCAUUAAUGUUAAAGAAGGGCAGCAGAUUUAUGUCUACUCAAAGCUGGUGAAAGAAAACGGAGCUGGAGAAUUUUGGGCUGGCAGUGUGUAUGGAGAUGGCCAGGAGGGUGAGAUGGGAACCGUGGGGUAUUUCCCCAGCAGCUUGGUGGAGGAGCAACAUGUAUACCAAGAAGCCACCGAAGAAGUCCCCACUACGGAUAUUGACUUCUUCUGUGAGUAAGAAAGUAGACAAACCUGCAAAUAUAAAGGAAAACACCAAAAAAUAAAGACAAAAAAGCAAAAUAACAACAAAAAUACAUAUCCCUAAUUCCUAACUUUUGUGUGAAGGCUUUGUUACCUUACAGGAGGUCUGGGCCUUUCGGGGCAGGUGGUAGGAGAUGAAGGAAGAGGUUAAAGUUCUCUGUGGGCCUGGUCUUCCCACCACCUGAGGCAGGCCAGCCUUUGGCUCAAGUGGGAGAACUGAAAGAAGUUAAUUUUCAGCCGAGAGAAUCUUUUCGUAGCAGGGAUGCAUAUAGAAGAUGGUUCAUUUGUAUUAUUUCUAAAUAAUAAUUCUUUCCAGCUCUUUGCCUCCUUAUAUAAACCUGGUAGGUCAUAAGUCUUCCUUUGGACAUACUGUUUUCUAAUUAUUUGUCUCGCUGGCCAUUCAGAGUGUUAUAAUAUACCCAAAGGGGCUCUAUCAUCUAGGAGUAUUCUUGCUGAUGUUGUCUAGGAUUGUUGUCACUUUUAAUAUUUGAUGCCUUUGGGAUAUAAAGCUGGUGGGAGGAGGGAGCUCUUUCGACUCAUAGAUGUUUGGACUAUGCCUCUUUCUCUUUAACAAAAAAAAAACAA